Messenger RNA from Oncorhynchus tshawytscha (Chinook salmon), 1908 nucleotides. RefSeq names its product UDP-glucuronosyltransferase 2B13-like. Gene Ontology annotation, molecular function: UDP-glycosyltransferase activity. NCBI's taxonomy places the organism in Eukaryota, Metazoa, Chordata, Actinopteri, Salmoniformes, Salmonidae. The transcript has a single exon. The coding region runs from base 126 to 1727 and encodes 533 amino acids. The record is from RefSeq and is a predicted model, not a curated record.
AAAAUAGAAAAAAAUGGUCCAAUCCUUUUUAAGUCGGUCAGAGUCCACCUGAUACAACAACAAGAGUUGUUGUUUUGCAUUCUGUUCAACCUGCCGUCUGAUUUCUCCUAUCAUUCAGAUGAAAGAUGGCAAGCUACAAUGGAAGCAUAAGCUCAUACCUUCUCAUAUCUUUACUGGUUGCUUCUUGGAGAAUCUACGAUGGUGGGAAAAUUCUGGUAUUUCCCUUAGAAGGUAGCCACUGGGUGAACAUGGACAUUCUGAUCAAGGCUCUUCACUCUCAGGGACACACCAUCACAGUAGUACGGACAACUCAAAGUUGGUAUAUUAAAGAAGAGUCUCUACAUUACAGUUCUAUUACAAUACCUGUCAUUGAUGGUGUGGAAUUUGAGGAAUUUGUAAAGCCAAUCGUAAAGAAAGUAAUUGAUAUAGAGAGAGGAACAAGCUCUGUAUUAAACUUUAUACAUUUGCAAAUCGAGAUGUUCUCUGCAAUGUCUAAGGUUCAUGGACUGGAAUGUGACAUGGCAACUGCUGUAUUGGAAGACAAGGAUUUAAUGAAGACCCUGGAGGAGAACCAGUAUGACCUGGUGCUUACUGACCCAGCAUGGGGGACCGGUAUUUUGGUGGCUCAUUAUCUUCAGCUACCUCUAGUCUACAAUGUACGGUGGAUAACCAGUGGAGAGGGACAUUUAGCCAUUGCGCCAUCCCCCAUGUCUUAUAUUCCAAUGACUGGAUCAGGGCUCUCACACAAAAUGACCUUCACAGAGAGAGUAAAGAAUAUGAUUUUCUAUUUGCUUUGGGAACUUCAGUACAGACUUGUAAUCCAGCCACAUUACCAGGCUGUUUGUGAUGAGUUUUUCCAACCAGGUGUGGACUUCUAUGAGUUAUUACAGGGGGCUGAUCUAUGGCUCAUGAGAGUUGACUUUGUGUUUGAGUUCCCUCGUCCCACCAUGCCUAAUGUUAUCUAUAUGGCAGGGUUCCAAUGUAAACCUGCAAAGCCUCUUCCCCAAGAACUAGAGGAGUUUGUUCAGAGUUCUGGGAAUUAUGGAGUCAUUAUCAUGUCUUUGGGGACUUUUGUGUCUGAGUUUCCACAUGAUAUAGCUGAUGUGAUAGCUGCUGCUUUUGCCCAACUGCCUCAGAAGGUAAUCUGGAGACACAAAGGAGACAGGCCAGCUACUCUGGGCAACAAUACCUUACUAGUUCAAUGGAUGCCGCAAAAUGAUCUGUUAGGACAUCCAAUGACGAGGCUGUUUGUAGCUCAUGGAGGAACAAAUGGGGUUCAAGAGGCUAUUUACCAUGGAAUUCCUGUUGUGGGUCUACCUCUGUUUUUUGAUCAAUAUGACAACCUCCUUCGUCUGAAAAAAAGAGGAGGAGCGAAGCUUUUAUCCAUGGCAACAGUAGACAAGAACAAUAACUUUCUGGAGGCCUUGCAGGAAGUUCUGGAUGAGCCAUCCUACAGGACGAACAUGCAGAGACUCUCCAGGCUACACAGGGACGUGCCAAUGGAGCCCCUGGACACUGCCCUCUUCUGGAUUGAGUUUGUCAUGAGACACAAAGGUGCUGCUCACCUGCGUACAGAGUCCUACAGAAUGCCUUGGUACUCCUACCACUCUGUAGAUGUUGUCCUGAUAUUGUUGACUGUUGUAGUAGUGCUUAUUCUUCUUCUUGUUGCAAUAGUCAGAUAUUUAAGCGUUAGAAGUUGCUUGAAAAGAAAGAUUAAAAGUGAAUGAACGGAUCCAAUUCUCCACAUUCUGGUACACAAAAAUAAUAGGAUAAGUAUGAAUCAAAGCUGUAAUAUGUAGCUUUUAGGGUGAACCAACAAAAUUCACAUAGAUAUGUGUGUUAUAGAUCUGUCAUUCUCGUUGAAAGCAAGUCUAAGAUGCCGUAGAUAUAUUCUAUGUGCACUAUUUC